Sceloporus undulatus (fence lizard) is the source of this 1325-nucleotide messenger RNA. RefSeq names its product hydroxymethylglutaryl-CoA synthase, mitochondrial-like. The record is from RefSeq and is a predicted model, not a curated record. Gene Ontology annotation, biological process: acetyl-CoA metabolic process. NCBI's taxonomy places the organism in Eukaryota, Metazoa, Chordata, Lepidosauria, Squamata, Phrynosomatidae. Gene Ontology annotation, cellular component: mitochondrion. The transcript is spliced from 6 exons. Gene Ontology annotation, molecular function: hydroxymethylglutaryl-CoA synthase activity. The coding region runs from base 98 to 1300 and encodes 400 amino acids.
UGGGUUCUGUAACCAGGGACUUGAGGGAUCUUUUCAAAAGCCAGUGAGACUUAGAAAGCAGUUGCUCCUAAGUUCACCUUGACUAGUCAACCACUGCAUGAAAAUGUUCCGGCUCUUCAGCCACACAAAGUGUUGCUUCCAGGUGAAACGGGCCCUACAGAGACCACUGUGGCCAGCACAAUUUUCAGCAGUCCUGCCACAGAACAGUUUCUCCACUACUUCUGUGCAUUGCCAGACCCAGACUGUCUCCUCAUGGCCUAAGGAUGUCGGUAUCCUUGCUCUGGAAGUGUAUUUUCCUUCCCAGUAUGUAGACCAGACUGAAUUGGAAAAAUAUGAUGGUGUGGAUGCAGGGAAAUACACAGUGGGGCUAGGACAGAAGCAAAUGGGCUUCUGUUCAGCUCACGAGGACAUUAAUUCAUUAUGUCUGACUGUAGUUCAGCGUCUGGUAGAGCGAAGCCAUCUUUCUUGGGAUUCUAUUGGCCGGCUGGAGGUUGGCACAGAGACUAUCAUUGACAAAUCCAAAGCAGUCAAGACAGUUCUAAUGCAGCUAUUUGAAGAGUCAGGAAACACCGAUGUUGAGGGCAUUGACACGACCAAUGCCUGCUAUGGAGGAACAGCUUCUCUCUUCAAUGCAGCUGACUGGGUGGAAUCCAGCUCCUGGGACGGACGCUAUGCCUUGGUAGUUUGUGGUGAUAUUGCUGUCUAUGCCACUGGGAAUGCAAGACCAACAGGUGGAGCAGGAGCUGUAGCUAUGCUGGUUGGACCAAAUGCCCCUCUGGCUUUGGAAAGAGGUACCCGUGGGACCCACAUGGAACAUGUCUAUGACUUCUAUAAGCCAGACUUAGCUUCAGAGUACCCCAUGGUGGAUGGACAGCUCUCCAUACAGUGCUAUUUCCGAGCCCUGGAUCGGUGCUAUGCCACAUACCGAAAAAAAAUUGAAAGCCAGUGGCAGAAAGCUGGGAUAAGCAAGCACUGUACUCUUGAAGAUUUCCAGUUCAUGAUCUUCCACACACCAUUCUGCAAGCUGGUACAGAAGUCCCUGGCACGCAUGUUGCUGAAUGACUUCCUUGCAUCUCCCAGUGCUAACACUGAGAGUGGAAUCUACAAGGGGCUAAAGGACUUCAGAAAUGUUAAGUUGGAAGAAACCUACUCCAGCAAGGAGGUAGACAAAGCUUUUCAGAAGGCUAGCCAGGAGCUGUUCAACCAGAAAACACAUCCCUCCUUGUUCCUCUCUGCUCGCAAUGGCAAUAUGUACACACCAUCUGUAUAUGGCUGCCUCGCAUCUCUUCUGGCACAGUAAGAUGCACGUGUUCUCUCUCUCUCAA